UUCCAAGAUGAAUUCCGGCGAAAUUCAGCCCAAAGAAAGGUCACCCAAGAAAUACGUACGAAUACCCGACUCAAUGAGUGGUAUUCGUGGUCUUAUUGGCUAAUGUAAAUUCAGGAAUUUUAAUACUCCCCUGCAUCGAAAGUUCAUUUGAUUAUCCGAAAAUAAAACUAAUUAUUCAGGUUGACUAUAAUAGAUUGGAAUUGAAAAUGAACUCUGUAUAUGAUACUUUGGAAUCACGAAAUCCAGCUUUUCUGAAAAGUUCGGUAACCAAACUAUUGUAUUUUGAAUGAACUAAAUUUGUAUUUCAGACUUGAUCUAUUCGAAAAGGUCUUUCUUACAUCUUGUUUACGAUGUGAAAAUCAGCCAUCAUUGUAAAUAUGACACUUGGCUGAGUUUUAUAGACAGCAUGCCAAAUGUACGAUUAAUUCAUCAUUGAUUUAUUUGAAAUUAUUAAUUAUCACCAUGAAGACAUUUAUUGACUCAUCAAUGCUGCAAUUAAAGAUUUUGAUGUGCAUCACUUGGAGCGUUGCCUUUGGAUUGCCGGAAAUAAUUAAAGUCGGUGGUUUGUUCGAAUCGGGCGAUGAAAUGCUGGAAACCGCAUUCCGGUACGCCGUGGAGCGGGUUAAUACAGACCCCCGGCUACUACCUAACUCCCGCCUGACCCCGCAGCUCGAGAGGGUGGAGCGACACGACAGCUUCCAAGCAGCCAGGAAAGUGUGCGAUUUGCUGAGUGAAGGCAUGGCCGCCAUGUUUGGCCCACAGUCCAACGAGGGGAGCGCUGCAGUGCAGUCCACUUGUGACGUGCUGGAGGUGCCUCACAUCGAGACAAGGUGGGACUACCGGACCAAGAGGGACAACCACUCUAUCAACCUCUUUCCCCACCCUACUGCCCUGGGCAAGGCAUAUCUGGACUUCGUGAAGGCUAAGGACUGGAAGAAGUUUGCUAUCGUGUAUGAGGAGAGCGACGCCUUGAUUCGCCUCCAAGAAUUGCUGAAGGACCCUUUCAUUCGGCAGCGACAAGUGGUGGUGCGCCAGUUCUUGCCUCAUCAAGAAUACCGAAAGCUCCUGAAAGAGUUGGGAAGAGCCGGUAUCAAAAACAUUGUCAUCGAUGUGCCCACAAAAAAUGUGCAAACCGUUCUGAAACAUGCUCAGCAAGUUGAUAUGAUGUCCGAAUACCACAACUACUUCAUUACUUCUUUGGAUUUACAUACAGUGGAUCUUGAGGACUUCCAGUACGGCGGCACCAACAUCACAGGCUACAAACUGGUGGACGAAGAAAGUUCGACGUACAUCGACGUUCUCGAGAGCUGGAGAAGUCCGAUGUUCCGGGCCGCUGGCAGGGAACCUUCUCUGACGACGGAGGCGGCCCUGCUAUACGACGCUACACGGCUCUUCUCGAGAGCGCUCACCGAUCUAGACAGAGGCCAAAAAAUCCACAUCAAAUCUCUCUCCUGUGACACUGAGGAACCCUGGCCACAUGGAAUCUCUCUCAUCAAUUACAUGAGAAUGAUUAAUGUGAAAGGCUUGACUGGCGAUAUCAAAUUCGACCACCAUGGAUUUCGGUCAGAUUUCAAACUCAAAGUGCUUGAACUUACUUACGAAGGCUUGCGAGAGGCUGGCGAGUGGAACAUCCACACGGGUCUGAACAUGACAACUAACUACACCAGAGCGGCGGAAGAGAUCAUCCAGUCUUUAAAGAACAAAACUCUCAUUGCAACAACAAUUAUCAACGCUCCAUACACGAUGCUGAAAGAGAACCACGAGUCCCUGGAAGGUAACGAUAAAUACGAGGGUUACUGCAUCGACCUUCUCAAGGAAAUCGCCAAAGUCAUAGGGUUCCACUUCAAAAUUAAGCAAGUCGAUGACGGCAAAUAUGGUGAGAGAAACGAACAAGGCGAAUGGAACGGAAUGAUCAAGGAGCUCAUCGAUGGGCGGGCUGACAUAGCGAUCGGCGACCUGACCAUCACUUUCCAGCGCGAGCAGGCCGUCGACUUCACGAUGCCCUUCAUGAACCUUGGCAUCAGUAUCCUCUUCCGCAAACCCACCAAGAAGGUACCGAAGCUCUUUUCGUUCCUGUCGCCCCUUUCGCUCGAGGUCUGGGUGUACAUGGCCACCGCCUUCCUCGGAGUCAGCCUCUUUCUAUUCAUCGUAGCCCGCUUCAGCCCCUACGAGUGGACAAAUCCUCACCCUUGCGACCCCAGCCCCGACGUCCUGCAGAACCAGUUCACGCUCCUCAACACACUCUGGUUCACUGUGGGAUGCCUCAUGCAACAGGGCUGCGAACUCACGCCCAGGGCAUUGUCCACACGAGUUGUCGCUUGCAUUUGGUGGUUCUUCACUUUGAUCAUGGUGUCUUCAUAUACAGCUAACUUAGCCGCCUUCCUGACUGUGGAGAGACUUGUGUCGCCUAUCGAAGGAGCCGAAGAUCUCGCCAAGCAGUCGCACAUCCAGUACGGAUGCGUCGAGUCAGGAGCUACGCAGACCUUCUUCAAGGAAUCAACAAUCCCCACCUUCAAGCGGAUGUGGGCCUUCAUGCAGAGUGCUCGCCCGAGCGUCUUCACGGAGUCGAACGCCAAAGGCGUGGAGCGAGUCAAGAAGGAGAACUAUGCCUUCCUCAUGGAGUCCACCUCCAUUGAGUACAUCGUGGAGAGGGAGUGUGAUCUCAUGCAAAUCGGAGGAUUGCUCGAUAACAAAGGCUACGGUGUGGCGACACCCUCUGGGUCCCCGUAUCGAACUCCGCUGUCGAGCGCCAUCCUGAAGCUCCAGGAGAGCGGGGCACUGCACAUUUUAAAGGAACGCUGGUGGAAACAACGAUUGGGUGGCGGCAAGUGCAGCAAAGACGAGACCAGCACGGCAGGGUCGGCCAGCGCCUUAAGCCUCGCCAAUGUGGGGGGAGUGUUCGUGGUGCUGGGAGCCGGACUCGUCGCGGCCUGCAUCGUGGCCAUUGUCGAGUUCGUCUGGAAAUCGAGGAAAGUGGACAGCGAGGAACGGGAACCUUUGUGCGUACUGUUCUGCCGAGAACUUCGCUUUGCUAUCUUCUGCGGAGGAUCCACUAAGCCCAUCCUUCCGAAGCACAGCCCAGACGACAGGCAAGCCCCAGAGAACGGCCUUCCCUUCAUGCCUCUCACAGGCUUUAGCAGCGUCACCACCAAGGAUAACUUCUCUUGACAGGAAGAGACAGGGGGCGGUGCCAUGCCCCUUGAGCCCACAGCAGAUGAACAGGUUAGUUAUUACCGCUACGCUCAGUACGACGUAUCGGACAUUUAAGCAGCAGAAGCACACCCUCUCCACUCUGCACAGAGAGCACAGCAGCCAGUGUUGGGUAACAAACUUCGACAGAUGGACAAUCUCUGCCGUUCUUCUGGACAGAUUUAAAAAAAAAAUCACAAUAAGCAGAAUAACACUUUCAACAGGCUUAUGGUUUUCAUUAUCAUUCGAAGCAAAUCAAAUUCAGAUGAUUGCAUCAUUUUUUAAAAAUCUAAUUGUCUUACGAUACUGUCAUGUGGCUGAGAAAGUCCGCGCCAUUAUUACCAGUUGUAAACUAUUUACUUAUUGAAUCGCUAUUUUAACUGCAACGAGCGAUUUCACGAUUUUAAAUACAAAUAACAGAUCAUUAUUUCAAAUACAUAAAAAUAAAUUAAAACUAUCGAUUUUUUAUUUUAAGUGAAUAAAAAAAAAAGAUAUUUACAACUAUGAACAAUUCACUGCUUGUUAGAUCUUUUUUUUAUUAAAGUCGUAUUGACACUAUUCUACUACAUUUAUUUUUAAAUCGAUUGUUUGGACAAAUUUUUAGACAAACAAAACAACAACAACCCUGAACCAUUAAAUGAUGGGAUCUCUGACAUUAUUUCAAGAUUUUUGGAAUAUAUUUUUAAUUUGAAAACAUGAUGUUUUAAAUGAUGGGAUCAUUGGUAUAGUUUCAAGAUUUUUGAAGGACAUUUUUGAUUUGACUUUUGCACAGCUCUUUAACGUUUUGCGAUGUGACAUUGUAUACUUUUAUUACUCAUAAAAUGUUCGAAAAAAUGCAGGUAUGAUUUUGAUUGAAAUUCCUUUGGGUGCGAUCGAUUGCAUAUUGUGCUGACUCAGGUUUUUUGAUGAAAUUACAGAAGAGAAAAUUUAAAACUUUUAUAAUUCUCAGGUAAUGGUUAGGUAACAAGCAUGUUUAAGAAAUUGAUGUUUCCGUACUUAAUUGAACAAAUUUGCAUUUCACACUGUUCGAGUAUUACGAGGGAACAGUGGGAUACACCUACCAUUCGUCGCCAAUUAUAACGAGUACAGAAGAGAAUGCCUGUGGAUGGCAAAGGACAGAAUUAUUGUCAGAUUAGCUUGAAUAUGGAGAACUUGGCGACUUCUGAAAAAGUUUUAACAUUUUAAUUUUUCAUUAUAAUGUUCAAUUAUGUUAUUUGAAACUACAUCAAUCCUUUUGAAGCACGAGUUAAAUGAUUUAGAAACAUAAAAUUGUAUUUCUGUAAUAUUAUUUUUUAAAUUAUAUUACCUGAAAAAUGAAUAUCUAUGUUAUAUUGUAUUCUUGGAGGAUAUUUGUGAAUAAUUAAUUCUGUCAUAUUCACUCUAUUAAACAACUUUCUGAUAGAAUUAUUAGAUAUUAUUAUUUCAUCGAAUUCCAAGUCAAAAUUUACAGAUUAGUAGUUUCCCCUUUCACUUAUCACUGUUUCUAAUUUUCAUUCAUUACAAUUGCUGAUGAAUUCCAUAAGCCUGAUCCUUCUUUUAUAUGUAGAAGCUAUGCUCGAACCCAUUGGGAAAAUUUAUGGCAUAAAGGGAUGACAUAAUUGCGUGAAGUCAUAUCCAAAUCAAGAACAGAAUGGUGUAAAAAUGUUUUCAAACUAUUUGAUAAGUAUUUUGAUUUCUUUCUCUUUUGUAUUUUUCUCGUUAGUCGCGGAAUUGAAAUUUAAAAUCAGUUGCUUGUUACAGAAUUUUAACUUGACAUCAGUGAAUGUAUAGAUCUAAGUGAAACAAAAUUGAUUUAGUUUACAUUUGACUAAAGGGGGGAAAAAUAUACACAAUAAGAUUUUACAAUGUCAGUUCUUUAAGUAAUACCAGUUCUUCUAUAAUUGUACUGCAUUUCAACAAUAGUUAUACUUUACACUACUACUAAUAAUGUUUCUUAAUGAAACACGAGCCCUUUGUAAAUUUCAUUUCAGUUAGCAAAUUAUUAAAGGAAUUUAAUCUUCCACUUUUCAUCCUCUGAAAAAUUAAUAAUUACAGUUAAUGUCUCCUCUUGAUAUGCCUAAUACUCAGUUUCGUCCACCUGUUUUAAAUGGCAAGGAAUCUAUGUCUGGCUAAUGAUGUGGUUCGCCAAUAUGAAACUCCCGAUAAAUCCAGGUGGUUUCAUUGGAAAAUGAAAUUCAAGCCUGUCUUCAAUUACAAAAAGGAUUCCAUUUUUUGAGAUGAAUUGCUUUUUUUUUAUGUUAGCAGAUUGUAAGGAAUUAAAAAAAAAUACGGAAAAAUUACAAAAUAGUGUAUUUUGAACAGUUAUUUCAGCGAAAGUAUAUAUUACUUCUUUAAAAUUCAACUUUUUGACCAAAGAAUGUGUCUGUUUGCUCCUGGGUACUUUAGAAAUCAAAAGUAAUCAAUUUAGCAAUAAAUGGGGAAAAAAUUAAUUCCAACUAAUUUCGAAACCCGACACUGGAAAAAAAAGUCGAUUCGCACUCAUUUUAUUCACUGAAAAAAAAGAAAGCACUUCUCACGAGGCACAGUCACAGAUCGAUUUCUAAAACGAAAUGUUCCGAUUUCGAAAGCAGGUGUCAGAAGCGCAAGGAAUGCGACUGCAACUCGAAAACGCGGCAGAAAUACGCGUCUAGCACACGUUAAGCGGAUUCUUUAAAAGUAGCCUUUCACUGAUUGCGGGAAACCAUUAAAUAAGCAGAAGGCAGGCGUCAUUUGUCUCCCUAGUUGUUCAUUUGUUCCGGAUUUCUUUUAGAAUGCUCCAGCAAAUAUCCAUAUUGACUUUAAAAGUAAUACAAUUUUAAAAAUAUAAAAUAUUACUUUCACAGAAAAGUUGUGAAAUAGUCAACUGAGGAAGCUUAGUCCCUCGAAAAUAAGCCUUUUAAUUGUUAAAAAUGAGCUAAUCCUUUUCUACCUAAAAAUCUUUAUCUAUUUAUUUUGCAGAAUUUAAUUUAGAUUCAUUAGAAAAUUUAAUUCGAAUUUUCUAAUUAUGGAUAUGUUGAAUAAUUGUUAUACUCUAAAAGCAUCAUUUAAUUUAGUAAAAAUUAUAAAAUAAAAUAUAAAUCUAUGGUAACGUACAAAAUACGUUUAAACUAUUUAUUAAAAAAAACAAAGGAGUAUUUCUUGGAAAUUAUUAAUGCUUGGCAAAACUAUAUAAUAGCGCAAUUUCAUAAGCAUGGAAUUGAGAUUUCUGGAAAAAGUAUCAAGAUAUAGUUUUUGUAGGCAUGAAAUUUUAAUUCGAAUUAAAUGAAUAAUAAAUCAAAUAAAAAUGGAAGAAUUAAUUAAUCCAUUAACAACUGGUAAAAAGAAGUUAAUAUGCUAGAUCAAAGGACUCAAGCUUCUUACAAAAUAAUUAACAGUUAUGCACUAUUUGUUUUUAUUGCAGUUUGAGAUUAAUUUUCCUUUCCCAUUGAAAUAAUUAAAAACAAUAAGCUACUUGAAUAUUUGAAAUAUGGAUCAAAAUUAAAAAUGAAAUUGUAAAGUGAAUCAUUUGGAUUGUUUGAGCCGGCAUUUUUGUUGAGUUCCAUUUCUAUGAACGCGAGGAGAAGUUGGAUGAGUUUCAUUUUCAUUUUUAUAGAAAAGUUUUUCACUAAAUAAUUUCACAAUUUUGAGUAAAACAGUUUACUUGGAAUGUACAUUAGAACUUUAAAGCUUUCUAACCCGCUUCUUCUUUCAAACAGCUGAAUUUCGUCCGGUGAAAGUUCAUCGCAAUAAUAAAUUUGACGCGCGUGACAACUUUCAUUACUUAAAAUGUAAAAAAAAUCGGAACAUUUCGAAAUAAAAGUAAUUUCAGCGACCAUGGUUUCAUUUAAAGACGAAUUGAAUUAAUUUGGAAGAUUUUUCAGGAAACACUCAAGCAAUUCGUUCGAAACUGACGAUCUGUUUUCCGACUGCGAGAACAGAAGACCCCACUUAAAUAGAUUCGUAUACGCGGGGAUUCUUUAAUGAAUAGCGUUUUCUACGAAAACACUUCGCAGUCAAUUUCUGCCAUCAAUUUUGUAAAGAUAUAAAUAUAAUGUUUAAAUCCACCCAUUGCUCUCGCUGCACUUCUUUAGAACAUGAAAAUUUCGCUCUUGAACCAUCCGAGUACAUUCAAGGGCUGACUGUCGACGCACCUUAACGCAGAAGGACAUCUUUGCCACCCUCCAUGACUUGAUCUUCCCACGUUGGGAGACCGCGUUAGCAUGGUGGUAAGGUCACACAUUCAAAACAAGAGGGUUCCAAGUUCGAGACCCGAUACCACCGAAGAACCGUCAUGUAAGCAGGGCUCUGUAAGUUAAAUCAGUCGGGGCUAGUUUAUAACGAAGUUCUCUAAAUAUAUUCCCCACAAAAGUAUACGAAGUGAAAUAUGUCAAUAAAAAAUUAUGAAGUGGAGGAGAACUACGGAUUUGGGUGCGGCAUUCUGGGAAAUCUGAACAAUGAUUUGCAGUCUUUUUCGGUGGAUGACUGAAGCUGAUCGUCAUUAAUAGACCAAUCUGUGAAGACAAUUAUCGCUGCAAUCGAUCAUUGUGACUGAAAUCAUUGUUACCGAUUUAAACGACGAACGUAUGAAAAUAUCCGAGUGAUCUGAGAAGUCGCCCGCAACCAAAUAGAGGAUGAAUUGCCACUAAAAAUUUAAAUGACUGUCAGAUAAUCAACCGUAAAUUCCUUUUAUUUUAAAAGUAUUGUACAAAAAGAAAAUGAAUAAAAGAGCAAUGAAGCUGGCUACGAUUUAUUUAUUGUAGUUUAUUUACAUUAUUGCCUUUCUAAAAUUUAAAAUGCCGAAUUUCGUUUUUAAUCGCCGUCUUAACAAUAUUGGAGGAGCAAAGCGAAAUAAUUUUAAAAAGUAUAUUAAUUUUCACGAAGAAUUAUUUUGAAUAAGUUCUGUUUUUAAAAAGACCACUUGUUCUUUCGUUUUGUGAGAAGUUUUAACUUUUGAAAAAUUUGAUAUAAAAAAAGCAUAAAGGAAAUGACAACAUCCUUGAUUCCUAUUCAAAUUGGAGCGGUCAUUUAAAUUUUUAUUUACAAUGCAGAUCAUUUCAGGAAUUUCCUUUACAGAAUCGAAAAAAAAAACUUAUGAUAAAACAUUCAAAGGCUUAUUGUAUUUACAAAAGGCAAAAAUUUAAUUGAUAUUAAAUGUAUUUUCAUUGUUAUCUAUAUUUUAUCGAAAGCAAAUUACACGCACACGCACAAACACACACACACACACACACACAUAUAUAUAUAUGCCCCAAAUGUUAUUCAUGUUACCCCAAAGAUACCAUAACGUUCAGAAAUCAGAACGAAUUAAAAACAAAAUUAUUAAAUUAGAAUAAAAAAUUCAUUCACAUCUUGUUUCGCUGAUUUUUAAUAACUGUUAAAUGGCAUAGCAUUCAAAGUAUUUGGUUCCUGAUUCAGCCGCCAUAUAGCAUAAUUAUUAAUUUACACACGAAACCACAUUAGAUUUGAUUUUUAUAUACAAAAAUUUCAUUAUUAAUUUCUGUAAUCAAGUAUAUUUAAAUCAAUGCAAGUUACUACAGAAACUAUUUAAUUUCUCAAAUAACUAAAUUUCCGUGUGAAAUUUUAAAUUAUAUUUAAACAUAUAAUUUAUUUCAUAAAUACAAUGCUUUCUGUAAUUUCUCUAUUACUACUACCAUUUUGGUCCUUUGAAUCUCAAAUUGAUUUAAAGACAAAAUGAUGAAUAUUUUAUGCCAAAUCUGCAAUUAUUUAUGUAUAUGUGUGAAAGAUAUACGGUUUAACAAAAUAAUAAAUAAAUAUUUUAUUCAUAUAAUAUAUAUAUUUGUUAAUCUUUCAAUUUUGAAAAGUCACCAAAAUCAAAAUGGCUCAUAACUUUAUAGAAUAUAUGAUUGCGCCACUGCUGAUACGUCCUUCAAAUUUUCUCAUAGUUAUAACUAUUCCAGUCUAUUAUUGAAAUGGAAUUUUAAAAUUUUUCUGGAAAUUUUUCAUUUUUUAAAGCAGUUGCUCAAUUUUAUAUUGAAAUUUAAAUGUCAAUGCCAUUUGCUUGCCAUAAAUAUUGGUGAAUUUCUAAGAAAUAGUAUCAUGCUGCUAAUUUAAAUGUUACUUGUGAAGUCAUCCCACCAUCUUUCAUCGAGAAGGAGAGUUCGCACCUGCCUCUGGUCUGUAUGUAAGAGCGUGCGAAUGAUUCAUUGCGUAUUAUAACAGUCGCUCCACUGUGUAGAAAUACGUUUCGAUGUAGCUGUUUGCACUGUGUAAAAAUAAAUCUCUGUCGUUAAA
Molecule: messenger RNA, 9396 nt
Organism: Argiope bruennichi
Lineage: Eukaryota; Metazoa; Arthropoda; Arachnida; Araneae; Araneidae
Product: glutamate receptor ionotropic, kainate 2-like
Exons: 16
Coding region: 463-3168 (901 amino acids)
Biological process (GO): monoatomic ion transport; synaptic transmission, glutamatergic; modulation of chemical synaptic transmission
Cellular component (GO): postsynaptic membrane; plasma membrane
Molecular function (GO): transmitter-gated monoatomic ion channel activity involved in regulation of postsynaptic membrane potential; glutamate-gated receptor activity
Source: RefSeq, a predicted model, not a curated record